AUGAAAUUUUUUGGAAAUAUUCCAAGAAGUAUAAUGUCUAGUGGUAAGAUUUCUCAGCCUAAAUGGAUGCAGCCUGAGCCAAAUGGGAAGGGCAAACGUGUGUUGAAAUUGUACAACAGUUUAACUAGAAACAAGGAAGUUUUUGUACCGAUUUCUGGUGGUAAGUCUGUUAGUUGGUAUUCAUGUGGUCCUACUGUCUAUGAUGCUGCUCACAUGGGUCAUGCUAGAAACUAUGUUUCAAUUGACAUCAAUAGAAGGUUGUUGCAAGAUUAUUUUGGUUAUGAUGUUAAAUUUGUACAAAAUGUAACUGAUAUUGAUGAUAAGAUUAUUUUGAGAGGUAGACAGAACUAUCUUUUUGAACAAUUGAGGUUGACCAAGAGUAGGGAUGAAAUUCUGGAAGAAGUGAAAUUGGCAUCUUUGGAAUACACAAAGAAGAAUUUACCUAGCUAUCAGCAUGAAGGUUUGGGUGAAUUUGAGAAAUGGUAUGCUGUCCAGGAUGCAGAGAAAGAGAAGCUGAGUAACGCUAAGUUCCCCAUGCAUGUUAAUGCUGUUAGAAGUGCGUUAGAAAGUAAGAAUUAUGAAGGUGAUGAGUUUUAUGAAAAAGUGAAAGAUGUGAUGAUGCCAUAUCUGGACGGUAUUUCUGGAUCAAGUGUGAACGAUAGAGAGGUGUUUAGAAAAUUGUCAGCCUUUUGGGAAGAGAAAUACGACGAUGAUAUGCGUUUGUUGAACGUGUUAGCCCCCGAUGUAACUACGAGAGUGUCUGAGUACGUUCCUGAAAUUGUGGAAUUUGUUAAGAGAAUUGUGGAUAACGGUUAUGGCUAUGCUACUGAAGAUGGUUCUGUGUAUUUCGACACUACUAAGUUUGACAGGGACGAAAAGCAUGCCUAUGCGAAGAACCAACCAUGGAACAAAGGUGAUUUGGAGUUGGUUAGUGAAGGUGAAGGUUCCCUGGUAGGAAGCACCAGCGGUAAAAGGUCAUCUAGCGACUUCGCUCUUUGGAAAGCUUCAAAGGAUGGUGAACCUCGUUGGGAAUCUCCUUGGGGUGAAGGUAGGCCUGGAUGGCACAUUGAAUGUUCCGUGAUGGCCAGUGACAUCUUGGGCUCUAACAUUGACAUACACAGUGGUGGUAUUGAUCUAGCAUUCCCUCAUCAUGAUAACGAAAUGGCUCAAAGUGAAGCCUGUUUUGACAAUUAUCAAUGGGUAAACUAUUUCCUACACACUGGUCAUUUACACAUUGAGGGCCAAAAGAUGUCGAAAUCUUUGAAGAAUUUUAUUACCGUGCAAGAAUCGUUGAAGAUGUAUAGUUCUAGACAACUGAGGUUAGCAUUUUGUUUGACCCAGUGGAACAACCAGAUGGAUUUCAAAGAGAGUUUGAUGCAAGAAGUCAGAGGUAUGGAAUCUCUGUUUGGUAAUUUCUUUACUAAUGUUAGGGCAUUACAGCACGAUAUUGGUGCAGGUGCAUCCAAGAAGCUUGGCGCUCUUGAGCGUGAAUUGCUGGCAGGAUUGGAUGAUAGCAAGGAUAGAGUGGAUGAAGCAUUCUGUGACAAUUUGUCUACUCCAACGGCGAUGAAAUCCUUGGCUGAAUUAGUAUCCCAGAGUAAUAUUUACAUUAGCAAAGCCGGUACUGAAGUUAGAAUCGAACCUUUGGUGGAUGUAGUUAAGUUUGUGACUAGGAUUUUGGGUAUAGUGGGUGUUCCUGUUCGUGCUGACGGUUUUGGUUGGGAGAGUGGAGAGUCUCGUGGCGGUGGUAGUGUUGAAGAGUUAGCAUUGCCCUAUGUGAAGUGUUUAUCGAAGUUUAGAGAUGAAGUGAGAAGCAUGGCCAUCGAUAAUGCGGAUAAGAAGGAAUAUCUUGGUUUAACCGAUCGUGUGAGGGACCAUGACCUGCUGGAAUUAAAUGUUGCAGUUGACGAUCGAGCCGGUCAAGGUGCUUUGGUCAAAUUCGUUACUGCAGACGAGAAGAAAGCUAUUUUAGAAGAGAGAGCUGAAGGUGAAAAGAGGAAAGCGGAUAAGAUAGCCAAGGAGAAAGCUAAAAAGGAAAAGGCUGUUGCCGAGGAAGCAGAAAAAGCUGCAAAGGCUUCUAUUCCACCCCAGGAGAUGUUUAAAGACCCUUCGCUCUAUAGCGAGUGGGACCAAGAAGGUAUACCCACGAAGGAUAAGGAUGGUAACGAGAUUACAAAGAGUAUGACUAAACGUCUGAAGAAGCAGUGGUUAAAUCAGGAGAAACUUUAUAAAUCUAAAUAG
Molecule: messenger RNA, 2241 nt
Organism: Zygosaccharomyces rouxii
Lineage: Eukaryota; Fungi; Ascomycota; Saccharomycetes; Saccharomycetales; Saccharomycetaceae
Gene: CRS1
Product: cysteine--tRNA ligase
Exons: 1
Coding region: 1-2241 (746 amino acids)
Biological process (GO): cysteinyl-tRNA aminoacylation
Cellular component (GO): cytoplasm
Molecular function (GO): cysteine-tRNA ligase activity; ATP binding
Source: RefSeq, a predicted model, not a curated record